Messenger RNA from Sabethes cyaneus, 917 nucleotides. Its product is annotated as antigen 5 like allergen Cul n 1-like. The transcript is spliced from 5 exons. Bases 1 to 798 code for a protein of 265 amino acids. The record is from RefSeq and is a predicted model, not a curated record. Lineage: Eukaryota; Metazoa; Arthropoda; Insecta; Diptera; Culicidae.
AUGGCACCCUUACUGAAAAGUUUCUUGUGCUAUCUGAUUGUUCUGAGCGCAGUCCAGCGGAUACAUGCUCAAACGGAUUAUUGUGAUAAAUCCUUGUGCAAAAACAAUUUACCUCACGUCGCCUGCGGUAAGAGCGACAACUACGGACCUUUCUGUCCGGUCAAUCGAGAAUUAGUGGUCCUAACAGAAGACGUCAAGAGAUACAUACUGGAUCUACACAAUCAAUUUCGAAGCACUGUGGCACGUGGAGACGCGCCAGGCUAUGCACCCGCUUCCCGAAUGCCAACAUUGGUUUGGGACGACGAGCUGCAGCGGUUAGCAGAAUAUAAUGUUAAGACAUGCAUUUACGGCCACGAUUACUGUCGGAACACGCCGGAAUUUCCGCUGGUCGGGCAAAACAUUGCGGCCAACUCGUUCUAUGGUAUGGAAGUGACGCCGUUGGAUACUAUGACAGAGCUCUUGUACAGUUGGUACGGAGAAUACGAAAACGGAAACAUGGGCUACAUCGAUUCCUAUCCGCUAAUAGGCCAAGAUCCACCGAAAGAUAUUGGUCAUUUCACGCAGAUUAUGAUGGAUAAAGCGGUAUCGAUCGGAUGCGCUAUGAUUCAGUACACCCAGAACGAACAGGGUCAUGAUUGGGUGCAUCAAAACUACGUGUGCAACUAUUCCAAUUCGAUAGCCCGUGGGCAUCCGGUUUACGCCAAAGGGGAAACUUGUUCGAAGUGUCAAACCGGUUGCAGCCAGGUAUAUCCGGGUUUGUGUAAUGUUGGUGAGAAGGUUGAACCAACAAGAACGUAGGAAAGCUCCCAUUCAGGACUGGAUUCUGAGUGAGAAAUUAGUGUGUAAGUGUAGUUCCAUCUGCAUCGAAGACGACGUACAAAACGAUGUAAACAGACUUAUCCAAUUCAAGUGUAUGC